AUGGAGUUCAUCAGCGAAACUGUGGAUAUUGACUGUCGUACUAACCUGUCGACCGAUCAGGAUGGAUUUUCUGAGAAUCAUGGGCCGUCCCAGGCGAGGUGGGAAAACGGAGAACUGCGUCAUCCGACGCCUCCUCCCACCUCAGGCUGUCCUUCCAUUGCAGAAGCUCUUCGACGUCCUGCUGUCAUUGAGAACCAGCCAGUACAAGGGGACCAGCUACUAUUUGAACAGAAUCAGCUUGCGGUUGAAGAGAAUGUGUACCCGAUUCCCCAAGAGCAUUGCGCUCCCACGCGUGGAUUUAAUACCAACGAAGGACUGACAUUCCAAUUCCGCCACAACGAAAAUAUGUUCUUUUCAGCGAAAGAUGCUCUGUCUAAGAACUUUGCUGGACUGCAUCGGCGUGAUGAGAUCGUAAUUAACAAGGACUACGGGCGAGAAAGCUCCAAGUUGACAAUACGAUUCUUGUGGCCAGUUUCUGCCAAAGGUCAGCUGUACCCGGAGUUCAAACCUCAGAUCGAAGUUGGAGAACUUGUUACGGUGGCAUCACUUGCCUACAAGAUAGGACAGCAACUAGAAAAGUUCAUUGAGGAGAAUAAGCAUAGACCGUAUGAUGACGUACGCUGGAAAGUAGGAGGCGAUGAUGGCCUCGGAGUGGACGACAUCGCUCUUCUCGGCUUUCGGCGAGUAUCGAAAGGAAGCAUACAGCCAGAACUGGGGCUAUUACUACCUCGGACCUGA
Messenger RNA from Sparassis crispa, 738 nucleotides. RefSeq lists its product as hypothetical. Bases 1 to 738 code for a protein of 245 amino acids. The transcript has 5 exons. NCBI's taxonomy places the organism in Eukaryota, Fungi, Basidiomycota, Agaricomycetes, Polyporales, Sparassidaceae. The record is from RefSeq and is a predicted model, not a curated record.